Molecule: messenger RNA, 1509 nt
Organism: Candidozyma auris
Lineage: Eukaryota; Fungi; Ascomycota; Pichiomycetes; Serinales; Metschnikowiaceae
Gene: ZWF1
Product: glucose-6-phosphate dehydrogenase
Exons: 1
Coding region: 1-1509 (502 amino acids)
Biological process (GO): pentose-phosphate shunt, oxidative branch; glucose metabolic process
Cellular component (GO): cytosol
Molecular function (GO): glucose-6-phosphate dehydrogenase activity; NADP binding
Source: RefSeq, a predicted model, not a curated record
AUGUCAACAGAUUCGUUUGGCGACCACGUGUCUAUUGUCGUUUUCGGCGCUUCCGGCGACCUUGCCAAAAAGAAAACCUUCCCAGCGCUUUUUGGUCUUUACAGGGAGAAUCAAUUGCCUCACACUGUCAACAUUAUUGGAUACGCCAGAUCAAACUUGACAACUGAGGAUUUGAGAGAAAGAAUCAAGGAAAACUUGAAGUUGAAGGAUGAAAAGGCCAAAAGCAAAGUCGACGGCUUUUUGCAGUUGAUCUCAUACAUUUCAGGCCCUUACGACAAGCCAGAGGGUUUUGAGAAACUCCAUAAAGCUAUCGAGGAUUAUGAUUCAAAAAACAAGGUGAAAAAGUCUGAGCGCUUGUUCUACUUGGCCCUUCCACCAUCUGUGUUUACCACUGUGGCCUCUCAUAUCAAAAAGUACGUUUACCCAGAGAACGGCAGAGUCAGGCUUAUCGUUGAAAAGCCGUUUGGUCGUGAUUUGGAGACAUCCAGACAAUUGCAGAAGGACUUGGCGCCACUUUUUACCGAGGAAGAAUUGUACAGAAUCGACCACUACUUGGGUAAGGAGAUGGUGAAAAACUUGUUGGUAUUGCGUUUUGGCAAUGAGUUGUGGUCGGGUGUAUGGAACAACAGACACAUUUCAUCGGUGCAGAUUUCCUUUAAGGAGGCUUUUGGCACCGAGGGAAGAGGUGGCUACUUUGACCUGAUUGGCAUCAUCAGAGACGUCAUGCAAAACCACUUGUUGCAAGUAUUGACUCUUUUGACAAUGGAAAGACCUGUGUCUUUUGAUCCAGAGGCAGUGAGAGACGAGAAGGUUAAGGUUCUUAAGGCCUUUGACAAGUUUGACCCUGAGGAUAUCUUGAUUGGUCAGUACGGCAAAUCAGAAGAUGGUACCAAGCCCGCCUACUUGGAUGACGAGACUGUCAACAAGGAUUCCAGAUGUUGCACCUACGCUGCUUUGGCUGUCAACAUUCACAAUGAGAGAUGGGAUGGUGUUCCAUUCGUCUUGAGAGCGGGUAAAGCUUUGGAUGAGUCCAAGGUUGAAAUCAGAAUUCAGUUCAAGCAGGUUGCCAAGGGCAUUUUCCAGGAGAUUCACAGAAAUGAGUUGGUGAUCAGAGUUCAACCAAAUGAGGCGGUGUACACCAAAAUCAACUCGAAGAUCCCAGGCAUUUCUACUCAAACAUCUUUAACUGACUUGGACUUGACCUACUCCAACAGAUAUUCGAAGGACUUCUGGAUUCCCGAGGCUUACGAAGCAUUGAUCAGAGACUGUUACUUGGGCAACCACGCCAACUUUGUCAGAGAUGAUGAGUUGGAUGUUUCCUGGAAGUUGUUUACGCCUUUGUUGGAAUACAUUGAAUCCGACCUGGCUCCAAGACCAGAAAUCUACCCAUAUGGCUCCAAGGGACCUCAUGGUUUGAGACAAUUUUUGACCGACCAUAACUAUGUCUUCUCUGAGGCAGGCUCCUACCAAUGGCCCUUGACCCGUCCAAACGUGAAGGGCAAGAUUUGA